Messenger RNA from Sciurus carolinensis (gray squirrel), 1012 nucleotides. RefSeq names its product centromere protein J-like. NCBI's taxonomy places the organism in Eukaryota, Metazoa, Chordata, Mammalia, Rodentia, Sciuridae. Gene Ontology annotation, molecular function: tubulin binding. Bases 1 to 948 code for a protein of 315 amino acids. The record is from RefSeq and is a predicted model, not a curated record. Gene Ontology annotation, biological process: centriole elongation; cilium assembly. The transcript is spliced from 8 exons. Gene Ontology annotation, cellular component: nucleus; centriole; centrosome.
AUGGAGGAGCGGCCGUCUGGCACCGUCCAGGAGCUGGCCUUCCCAGCUGAGCUGCCCCGCCAGCCGCAGCAGCGGCUGCAGCAGCAGAUCUCCACCUUCCGAGGCACGCUCAGGAGCCACGCGGCUCGGUGCUCUGCUGCCCACAGCGAGCUCCAGAGGCAGGUGGACGCUUUGACCAAGCAGAACCUGGAGCUGCGGGAGGAGCUGAGGGCUUCGGAGCUGCAGCUGCUGGGGACCCCGCGGAGGCCCACGGCGCCCCUCCCCGAGAGCCCGGAGCCGCAGGCGCGGGAUCUUCCGGAAAAGCCAGCACCUUUUGGAGAAGCAGCACACCCCUCAGACGCCAGGACAGGAGAGGAGGAAGUGGGGGAGGAGCGGCUCCCGGAGGGCAAGGUGGAACAGACACUCAGCGACGGCCGCAAAAUCAUCUCCUUCCCCAACGGCACCAGGAAGGAGAUCAGCGCGGACGGGAAGACGACCGUCAUCAGGUUUUUUAACGGUGACGUGAAGAGGGUGAAGCCAGAUCAAACAGUGGUCUAUUACUAUGCGGAGGCUCGGACGACACACACGACCUACCCCGGUGGUAUAGAAGUCGUGCAGUUCCCCAACAAGCAGACCGAAAAAUUCCACCCUGAUGGCUCCAAAGAAACUGUGUUUCCCGACGGGACAGUGAUGCAGCUCAAGGGUGGGCGUGAGGAGACGGUGUUUCCAGAUGGGACAGUGGUCAUCGUGAAAAGGAACGGUGACAAAACCAUCCUGUUCAGCAAUGGGCAGAAAGAGAUCCACACGGCCCAGUUCAAGAGGAGGGAAUUCCCCGAUGGGACCAUCAAGACUGUGUAUUGCAAUGGCUGCCAGGAAACCAAGUAUGCCUCCGGGAGGCUCAAGGUCAAGGAUGAGACCGGGAGCAUCAUCCUGGACCAGAAGGGGAGCAUCCCACAGACUCGCCCAUGAUGCCUAGAAGACACAAAAGCAAUUGCUAUUCAACUAAUCUUUACCCCAAAAUGUAGAAUCCCCC